This is a messenger RNA of Zingiber officinale, 2813 nucleotides long. RefSeq names its product CRM-domain containing factor CFM3, chloroplastic/mitochondrial-like. Gene Ontology annotation, biological process: RNA splicing, via transesterification reactions. Lineage: Eukaryota; Viridiplantae; Streptophyta; Magnoliopsida; Zingiberales; Zingiberaceae. Bases 96 to 2435 code for a protein of 779 amino acids. The record is from RefSeq and is a predicted model, not a curated record. Gene Ontology annotation, molecular function: mRNA binding. The transcript is spliced from 7 exons.
AAAUAUACCACAUAAUAUUGCGAUCUUGUCAUCUAGUCGCGUCUUCUUUUGAGCAAAUUCUCAAACACCUUCUGUGCGCAUCGAGGAACUCCAAAAUGGCCCUCCUUUCCGGUGCCAAGAUCGCGGAGCUCCCUUUUCACAGCUCCCUCCCUCUCUGCUCGCGCCAACUCUCUCUCCUCCGCUGCCGCUUCCAUCGCCUCCUCUUCUCCGCGAUCGCGUCGUCCUCCAUCCACAUCGCUGAGCACGGGGGCGGUGACUCCGACGCCUGGAGUUCCUCCAGACAUCACACACCGCCGCGGGAAGACGACGACGACAGGAAUAUGAGUAGUACUCCCAAAUCGCCUAUCCGCUCCCGGCUCCCCUCCGCGCCCUGGCUGCAGCAGUGGGAUCCUCCAGAGACGUUUACAUCCGACGCUCCUGCAGAGAGGAAGACGGCAGAGCUCGAGGCUGGCCGAGGCGGCUCUAUAGAGAGGAUCGUAUAUCGGCUGCGUAACCUCGUACUCGACUCUGAAGAAGAAGUGGACACGGAAGGAGACGGGAAAAAUCUACCUUUGAGCGGAAACGAGAGGUUAAGUAAGCUGCUAGAGUGGAGCUGGAGCCGUCCGCAUUCACAGCAAAUUGCGGACCGCGUUCUUCUGCCAUGGAAGAGGGAAGGCAACCGAGGGUUUUUGGAGGAAGAGGAUACAAAGAGCGCACAACGAAAGAGGAUGAAGGCGCCAACUUUAGCAGAGCUUACCAUUGAGGAUUCCACGCUGCGGAGGCUCAGGCGGAUGGGCAUCAUUCUGAGAGAAAGGAUCACUGUGCCGAAAGCAGGUGUCACGCAGGCCGUUACUGAGAAGAUUCAUGAUGCGUGGAGGAAGUCAGAGAUAGUUCGGCUAAAGUUUCACGAGGAUUUACUUCAUAAUAUGAAGACAGCUCAUGAGCUCGUUGAGAGUAGGACUGGAGGAUUGGUUAUUUGGAGAUCCGGUAGCAUUAUGGUGGUGUAUCGGGGUAGCAACUACAAGCCACCUUCUAGAACUCAAUUGUCAGAUGCGGAAAACAACCAGACAAUAGUAUCAAAUGAAACUGAAUCGCUAAAUGUUUCAGAAACCACCACAUUGCGUGAGAAUGUUGAUUGUGCUAUAUCCUCGAAACCUGAAACUUCCUGUCCAUCUGAUUUGAACCUUGAACAUGAUGUACAUCUGACAGAAGAGGAAGUGGAGUUUAACAACUUGCUUGAUGGGUUAGGUCCUCGGUUUACUGAUUGGUGGGGAACUGGGAUUUUACCUGUAGAUGCUGAUUUGCUACCUCAAAAUAUUCCUGGUUUUAGAACACCUUUUAGACUUCUGCCUACUGGCAUGCGAGCACUGCUUACCGAUUCAGAGAUGACAAACUUGAGAAAGCUAACAAAGAAGCUUCCUUGUCAUUUUGCCCUUGGGAGAAACAAACACCAUCAUGGUUUGGCGUCUGCUAUUCUGAAGCUUUGGGAAAAAAGUUUAGUUGUGAAAAUUGCUGUGAAACAGGGAGUUCAAAAUACCAACAACAAACUUAUGGCCGAAGAACUGAAGGCUUUGACUGGAGGAACCGUACUUCUUCGAAACAAGUAUUACAUUGUUAUUUAUCGUGGAAAGGAUUUCAUUCCAACUUCUGUGGCCACUGCUUUGUCUGAAAGAGAGGAACUGACAAAGGAAAUCCAAGACACAGGGGAACAAUUGAGAGAAAACAUGGUUCGAAAACCUUGUGUAAAUGCACAUGAGGGGCAUGCACCUGUUGGUACUUUGGCUGAGUUUCUCAAGGCUCAAGCACGGUGGGGAAGACAUAUAUCCACGGAAGAGCGCAAUGCAAUGGAAGAAAAAGCUUCAAGAUAUAAAACAACCAAGCUUUUUAAAAGGGUUAAACAUAAAAUAUCCAUUGCUCAAACAAAGAAAGCAAGAGCUGAGAAAUUGCUUGCUAACAUUGAAGCAUCCACGGUUCCUGUCAAUCCAUGUCAUGAUAAGGAAACAAUCACUGAUGAAGAAAGAUCCAUAUUUCGCAGAAUCGGAUUGCGAAUGAAGACAUACUUGCCACUUGGAAUCCGUGGUGUUUUUGAUGGUGUAAUUGAGAAUAUGCACUUGCAUUGGAAACAUAGAGAACUUGUUAAGUUAAUCUCUAAGCAGAAAACCUUAGCUUUUGUUGAGGACACAGCAAGACACCUGGAAUACAAGAGUGGUGGUAUUUUAGUUGCAAUUGAGCCCAUCCCCAAAGGUUUUUCACUUGUUUACUAUCGUGGGAAGAAUUAUAAGCGACCUAUUAGCUUGCACCCUAGAAAUCUUUUAACAAAGGCAAAAACAUUAAAACAUGCAGUAGCAAUCCAACGCCAUGAGGCUCUUAUCCAACAUAAAAGUACCGAAGGAGGAACGGGUAUGUACCCAGAUCAGUAUAUCUUUUCCCAUGCAGAACCCACCUUUUAUGAAUAGUCCAUAAAAUAUUUUUUAAAUUGUUUGUUUUUCCUUCUGUUUUUUUUUUCCUUACCACACAAUGCUUGGGCAUUCACGUAGUUUACUUUAAAGGCCAGAAAAUUGAGAAUAUGAUUCUAUCAUAUUAUUUACAUAUUGAGUAACUCUCUACUUCCACUUCUCUUCUCAAAAGGUUAUUUAUCUAUUGCAUGCUCCUGCUUGAACUAAUUUAGCCAAGGGACUUUUGAUAUGGAACAUUCUACCUCCAGUUUCUAUGAUUUUAUGGUUGGAUGAAGUUUUGAUAUGGAACUAAUUUAUCUUGCUCACUAGAGAAAAUUAUCAUGAUGCCAUCUUAGCUUAAUUAUAUCACCUUGAAUGAUUGGUUGCUUGAAUCUUCCU